AAAUGACCCAUGAAAACUACAAACCGACUUUCCCAUCAACCUUCGCUCGUCCGCACAACUCAAAGGCGUUGGGAGAGCAGAGUCUCUAAACACUUCUCACUAGAAAUUUCCCCAUAGUCGAAACAGGACACAGUUGACCGCCGCCUAAACAUAUAUAUAAAUCCAUCAAAAUCCUUGCUUUGAUCUUCUAUCAGAGAUCAUUCCAACCCUGAAGAAUGAAAACAAUUCUUCUUCUUUUUCUUCUUCUUCUGGUUCUAGUUCAUGGCCAGUCGGGUGAUAGAAUGGCUCCGAGCAGUUCGAUCGUGUACGGUGAAUCUUUAUCCUCUGCCGGAGGAAUCUUUGAAUUGGGUUUCUUCAGUCCCGGCGACGGCGGCAAGCACUACUUGGCCAUCUGGUUCAAGAGCAUCUCGGUGAUGACUGCGGUGUGGGUGGCCAACAGGGACAGCCCUUUGCAGAGCGCCCGGGGCUCGCUCAACCUCACCGCUGACGGGAAUCUUGUCCUUUUCAACAGCACCGGCUUCGUCGUCUGGUCGGCCGGCACGUCGGGCGCCGUAAACGCUUCUCUGCAGCUCCUGGACACCGGCAACCUUGUGCUCACAGGAGGCGCCGGCGAUGGCGCCGCUGUCGUCUGGCAAAGCUUCGACCACCCGACGGAUACUUUCCUCGCCGGCAUGAGGAUCGGAUUGGACCGCCGGAGGAACGUCGACAGGUAUCUGACCUCGUGGAAGACGGCUUCCGAUCCGUCGACGGGGGAGUUCUCUUACGUGAUGGAGAGCGAGGGAGUUCCGCAGUUGUUCUUGCGGAGAGGAGCCGGAGACGUCGUCUACCGCAGCGGGCCGUGGACUGGAAGAGGCUUCACCGGCCGGCCAAAGAUGGGGACUGAACCUCUGUUCCAGUUCGCUUACGCCGACGACCGGGAUGGGUUGUACUACACGUUUCAUGUUUCCGACCCUGAGAUUCUCACGCGGGCGUAUCUGGACGAGGCCGGAGUUUUCCGGCGCGUGACGUGGACGAAAGGGAGCGACCGGUGGAACCUGUUCUGGGACGUGCCGGAGGACCAGUGCGACCUGUACGGGACCUGCGGCCGCAACGGCGUCUGCACCACCGCCUACUCGCCUCGGUGCCAGUGCCUGCAGGGCUUCGUCCCCGCGUCCCACGAGUCCUGGAGCCUGAGGAACAACACCGACGGCUGUGCGAGGAGGACCGGCCUGAAUUGCUCCACCGACGGCUUCCUUCCCGUGCAGAACGUCAAGCUCCCCGACGCCGUCAACGCCACUGCCGCAAACAAGACCGCCGACGAGUGCAUGAGCUGGUGCCAGAGCAACUGCUCCUGCACCGCGUACGCUCUGAUCAGAGGCACCGAGUGCAUAGCUUGGUCCGGCGAUCUUCUCGACGUCAGAUCCUUCUCCGACGGAGGAGACGAAGUCUACAUUCGGCUCGCGGCUUCCGAGUUGGGAUCUCUAAGAGGCGGCGGCGCAGGGAAGAGAAAAGCCACCAAGGCAGUGUUCAUCUCUGUGGCGAGCAUUGCACUGGCGUCGGCUUGCUUCCUUCUAGCUCUGUGGCUGAGGUGCAGAAGAAGAACACAAGUAAAUGAAGAACAAAAACUAGAGCUGAAACUGUAUGAAAUGUCCACAAUAAGAGCAGCCACAAGUGAUUUCUCCAUGGAAAACCUUCUCGGUGAAGGUGGAUUUGGCCCUGUGUACAAGGGUGAAAUGGAAGAUGGACUGGAGGUUGCCGUCAAGAGAUUAUCUAAAGGCUCGGCGCAAGGCCUAGAGGAGUUCAGAAAUGAAGCUCUUCUGAUAGUGCAACUGCAGCACAAGAAUCUUGUUCGUUUGCUUGGAUGUUGCAUUGAGGAAGGCGAAAGGAUCUUGGUCUAUGAAUACAUGCCAAACAAGAGUUUGGAUACUUUUAUUUUCGAUAAAGCCAGGAGUGAACUGUUGGAUUGGGAUAAGCGGUUUGCGAUUAUUGUUGGAGUUGCUCGAGGGCUUCUUUACCUUCAUCAUGAUUCAAGAUUGAAGAUAAUACAUAGAGAUUUGAAGACGAGCAAUAUCCUUCUCGACUAUGAUAUGAAUCCGAAGAUAUCAGAUUUUGGAAUAGCAAAGCAUUUCAAAGUAGAUCAAAUUGAAGAAAGCACCGAAAUAAUAGCCGGGACAUAUGGAUAUAUGCCGCCUGAGUAUGCCAUGCAAGGUUUAUUUUCAGAGAAGUCCGAUGUCUUCGGCUUCGGUGUCAUACUCUUGGAAAUUUUAAGCGGAAAGAAGAGUAGAACAUUUGACAAAUCACAACCUCAUAAAAACCUCCUUAUACUUCAUGCAUGGAACCUUUGGAAGGAAGGAAGAUGCCUAGAACUCAUUUACAAAGCAAUGGGAGACUCGUGCCCAAAAUCAAAAGUUAAGAGAUUCAUUCAAGUAGGUCUUUUGUGUGUGCAAGAAAGAAGUGAUGACAGGCCGACCAUGGAGAAUGUGGUUGUAAUGUUAAGAAGCGAAGACGUUACACUACCGAAUCCCACUGAUGUUGCGAGCACACUACCAAAACCUAGUGAUAUCGUUGUCCACACGAUGAUCCCAACGAGUACAAACGAAAGGGAUUGGAGUUCUAUUAAUGAGCUAACAAUAACACAAUUAGAAGGUCGUUGAGUUGUCCUUCAUACAAAUAUUGUCGAUGGGGGAAUAAACAGAAUUAGAUUUUUCUCCUUAAGUUUAAAUGUACAACUACAUCCCAAUGUCUAUGCUGUAGUUGGCAGAUUAACAAUAAUAAUAAUCAUCAAUCUUUUAUCUCGAAUAUAUUUUUUAAAUU
Zingiber officinale is the source of this 2793-nucleotide messenger RNA. RefSeq names its product G-type lectin S-receptor-like serine/threonine-protein kinase At4g27290. Gene Ontology annotation, molecular function: protein serine/threonine kinase activity; ATP binding. Bases 216 to 2633 code for a protein of 805 amino acids. The record is from RefSeq and is a predicted model, not a curated record. Gene Ontology annotation, biological process: protein phosphorylation; recognition of pollen. The transcript has 8 exons. NCBI's taxonomy places the organism in Eukaryota, Viridiplantae, Streptophyta, Magnoliopsida, Zingiberales, Zingiberaceae.